Setaria italica (foxtail millet) is the source of this 1026-nucleotide messenger RNA. Its product is annotated as protein ALP1-like. The record is from RefSeq and is a predicted model, not a curated record. NCBI's taxonomy places the organism in Eukaryota, Viridiplantae, Streptophyta, Magnoliopsida, Poales, Poaceae. The transcript has a single exon. The coding region runs from base 1 to 1026 and encodes 341 amino acids.
AUGCGCGUCCAUGUGUUUGAGUGCCUUGUCAAAGCGAUUGAAGGUGCAAACUCCUACUUCAAGCAAAAGGAGGAUGCCAUUGGCCGUCUUGGGCUCAGUGGUUUGCAGAAGGCAGUUGCUGCUAUUCGCAUUCUUGCAUAUGGUCUACCCGCUGAUGCUGUAGAUGAGUAUGUCCGUAUUGGUGAGUCAACUGCUCGUAAGGCUCUCCACCAUUUUUGUCGGGCUAUCAUUUCUGUAUUCGGGGAGUACUAUCUAGGUGCUCCGAAUGCGGAAGAUGUAGCACGGCUUCUCAAAAUUGGAGAGCAACGUGGAUUUCCAGGAAUGUUGGGAAGCAUUGAUUGUAUGCACUGGGAGUGGCACAAUUGCCCGUCGGCAUAUAAAGGCAUGUUCACAGGACGUGGGAAGCAUCCAUCCAUGAUACUUGAGGCGGUAGCUUCGCAUGACCUUUGGAUAUGGCAUGCCUAUUUCGGCAUGCCAGGCAGCUGCAAUGAUAUUAAUGUCCUUCAAAAGUCGCACGUCUUCUCCGUAUAUUUGAAAGGCCAAGCAGCUCUAGUAUCAUUCAGUGUUAAUGGUCACACGUAUGACAUGUGUUAUUAUCUUGCUGAUGGUAUGUACCCCAAUUGGCCGACUUUUGUGAAGAUAGUUUCCCAUCCCGUGGAUACGAAGGCAGCACACUUUGCUAAGGAACAGGAAAAAGUUCGUAAAGAUAUUGAGCGCACUUUUGGUGUCCUUCAGUCUAGGUGGACUAUUGUUCGAGGCCCUGCAUAUGGUUGGAAUCGUGAAUGGAUUAGGGACAUUAUGACAGCGUGCAUAAUUUUGCAUUAUAUGAUUAUCGAGGAUGAAGGGAAACUUGCAGAGAAUACGGACUACGACAAUGUUGGGGUUCCUGCUACUCCAUACCAGACCAUAACCCAAGAGAGAGUGGAGUAUGUUAAUAAACAUCAUAAGUUGAAGAAUACUGCCAUCCAUAGCCAGUUGCAGAUGGAUCUUAUCGAACACCAAUGGAUGUUGCAUGGUUCAUCCUAA